CGCCAAUUCGGCUUUCGGCUUCAGCGGGUGGUUUGUUUCUCAAGAAAAGGACUCUUUUUUCUUUUCAAGGGUUGAAGUUCAGGUUGAAGUCCCCCGUUGUGCAGUGAGACAGAGCGAGCGAAAUCCACCAAUGGCUCCUGAACCCGAAGACGAUGUCAAGGACGAGAAGAACCCUCGACCUCUCGACGAGGACGACAUCGCCCUUCUCAAAACUUAUGGUCUGGGACCUUACUCUUCCAGCAUAAAGAAAACGGAGAAGGAAAUUAAAGAUAUGGCUAAGAAGAUUAAUGAUCUAUGUGGUAUAAAGGAGUCAGACACAGGCUUAGCUGCACCCAGCCAAUGGGAUCUUGUUUCUGACAAGCAAAUGAUGCAGGAAGAACAGCCUCUCCAGGUGGCAAGGUGCACAAAGAUCAUUAAUCCAAACACUGAAGAUGCAAAAUAUGUUAUAAAUGUUAAGCAAAUUGCAAAGUUUGUUGUUGGGCUGGGUGAUAAAGUUUCUCCGACUGAUAUUGAAGAAGGCAUGCGUGUCGGAGUUGAUAGGAACAAGUAUCAAAUUCAGAUUCCAUUGCCCCCUAAAAUUGACCCCAGUGUAACCAUGAUGACAGUGGAGGAGAAGCCAGAUGUUACAUACAAUGAUGUUGGUGGAUGUAAGGAGCAAAUUGAGAAGAUGCGAGAGGUGGUUGAGUUGCCAAUGCUUCAUCCUGAAAAGUUUGUGAAGCUUGGAAUUGACCCGCCCAAGGGUGUUCUUUGCUAUGGUCCACCUGGUACUGGUAAAACACUACUAGCUAGAGCAGUUGCUAACAGAACUGAUGCAUGUUUUAUUCGUGUUAUUGGAAGUGAGCUAGUUCAGAAAUAUGUUGGGGAGGGAGCACGCAUGGUUCGUGAACUAUUUCAGAUGGCACGUUCCAAAAAGGCUUGUAUCGUGUUUUUUGAUGAAGUUGAUGCCAUAGGAGGUGCACGCUUUGAUGAUGGUGUGGGCGGAGAUAAUGAGGUGCAGAGGACAAUGCUUGAAAUUGUGAAUCAGCUUGAUGGAUUUGAUGCUCGAGGAAACAUUAAAGUUUUGAUGGCUACAAAUAGACCUGACACAUUGGACCCAGCACUGUUACGUCCUGGAAGGUUGGAUCGCAAAGUUGAAUUUGGCCUACCAGACUUGGAGAGUAGGACGCAGAUAUUCAAGAUCCAUACACGAACAAUGAACUGUGAGAGGGAUAUCCGUUUUGAACUUUUGGCUCGCCUCUGCCCAAACUCCACUGGAGCCGACAUAAGGAGUGUAUGCACGGAGGCUGGGAUGUUUGCCAUUCGAGCACGGAGGAAAACAGUCACGGAGAAAGACUUCCUUGAUGCUGUGAACAAAGUGAUCAAGGGGUACCAGAAGUUCAGUGCCACACCCAAGUAUAUGGUCUACAAUUGAUUGAAUUGCUGUUCCUUCUUGGGCCGUGUUUAGCAAAAAUUAAAAGAGAGAGAGAUUGAGAAAUUUGGCCGUGCUUGUGAUUGCAUCAUGGAGUCUAAUUUGUUUACGUACUGGCCCUUGGCUGGAACUUCUGUCUUGUAACUUCCUGUUGGAUGAGUAUAGACUGCAAUGAAUGAAUGCCCUUUAAAUUCUUUUCAUCUUCAGAAAUAUGUCUUGUAUAAGGAGAGGAGUGGCGGCUGGGAAUUGGAAUGAAUAUGGAUCUGAGAUUCCAUUUGCUUUCUGACUCC
This is a messenger RNA of Diospyros lotus (date-plum), 1698 nucleotides long. RefSeq names its product 26S proteasome regulatory subunit 7-like. The record is from RefSeq and is a predicted model, not a curated record. Gene Ontology annotation, cellular component: proteasome regulatory particle, base subcomplex. The transcript has 10 exons. The coding region runs from base 131 to 1411 and encodes 426 amino acids. Gene Ontology annotation, biological process: proteasome-mediated ubiquitin-dependent protein catabolic process. Gene Ontology annotation, molecular function: ATP binding; proteasome-activating activity; ATP hydrolysis activity. NCBI's taxonomy places the organism in Eukaryota, Viridiplantae, Streptophyta, Magnoliopsida, Ericales, Ebenaceae.